This is a messenger RNA of Symsagittifera roscoffensis, 1207 nucleotides long. RefSeq lists its product as uncharacterized. The record is from RefSeq and is a predicted model, not a curated record. Lineage: Eukaryota; Metazoa; Xenacoelomorpha; Acoela; Convolutidae. The transcript has 4 exons. The coding region runs from base 33 to 1202 and encodes 389 amino acids.
CCAAUUGAGUUUUAAAUACCGUGCAGAUCAAAAUGAUCGCAAAAAGAAGCGAAGUUAUGUUUUUGAAUACUGCCAUUUCUAGUAAAAUUAUUCACGUUUUGCUCAGAUGCAAGGAAGCAAGUGAGAUGAGGUUUGCGCGGAACAACUCCACUAGCAGACCUCGAUACCCAGCUGCUGCCAACCCCAGAUACCACUACCAACUGAGCAAUGGGUCCAGUGUCAACGGACGCUUCCGAGCGCACCCCAGUGCAAUGGGGAGAUCAGAGGUGGCAGCCGCAGCAGCCACUCAGCCGAUGCUCCUGAUGAACAGAAGAAGAUCGUGGCUGAGCAAAACAGUCUCCUGUCUUCUGUUCACACUUUAUGUCUGCUUCGGAAUGUUCACGGCAGCAUUCGUUAUCGGCAGUUUUCCACUCAGGGAUUAUCUGUUCAAGUCGACAUUCGAACGAUCUUACCAAAAUUACGACACCAGUUUGCAACCCAGUUACCCCAGCUACAUAGUCUACGUCAUCAUGUACAUCUGGAACCUAGUAUGGAUUCUGUGGGUAUUCUUAUACGACUUGAAUAUAUGCCAAAAAUAUAUUUACUUUUUCCCACCAGUAACUGGAUCACUAGUUGCAAUCGAAUUUUUGUUCGGAGUUUCGUUUUUGGCUCUUUCCAUGGAACUCAUGGAUGCGAAUCAACUCUAUGGCAAACUAUGGGCAGUAACUAUGGCUCUUUUUGGCUUCACUUCGGCCUACUUGGCAGUCGGCUUUAAAUUACAGCGUCAGAAAAACGUUUUGAAGCAUAAUUUCAACACUGCGUUUUGGCUGGUCAAAGUAGUCACACAAAAUGGUCUCGGUGGCCUAAUUUCGUUACUUCUAAUGGAAACUUUGUUCACACUUCACAGUAUUCUAACCGACAGUUUUUUCGGCUUUGCUUCGGCAUUUUCAACAACAGUAUUGUUAGCUGCACUCUCAUUGGCUAUCGUCUGCUACUUUGUAAUCGACAUCCUAUUGGUCGAGAGCGUGACCCGAUUUGUAGUGUUACCGUAUUUGGCAGUCGCUUCAACCUUAUCAUGCACAGUUCUUUCGAAGAGUUCGUUUAAUGCCUGGGAAAAUGUAAUUUUCUUAGUGGUUCUAGUUUGCACCUGCACAAUUUUGACAGGAGUUAGAAUACUCAUUGGGUUUUUCCACGAGGGAAAAUUUAUCUCAAUUCGUCUGUGAAAAUU